AUGAACGAGGCGAGCUCACCAAAUAUCCCGGCGCUCCGCAUGAGGCCAGGCGAUACUCUGGCGAAGCGAUACAAGCUCACGCGCAAGCUGGGUGCGGGCGGUUACAGCACCGUGUUCGCCGCGACGGACGCGCAGGAGCAACGCGACGUCGCCAUCAAGCUCCUCAAGACGGAUGGCGCGCACAACGACCCGAGCGCGCUCGGCAGGUUGCGCCAGGAAGCCCUCCUGCUUCGCUCGAUCCGCCACCCCAACGUCCUGCGCAUCUUCGACUUCGAGCGCCACGGGGACAUCGCCUUCCUCGUCAUGGAGAUGCUCGAUGGCCACUCGCUCGCGCGCAUCAUCGCCACCGAAGGCCCCGCCCCCUCCGAGCGCGUGCUGCCCGUCGUCAAGCAGCUCCUGAGCGCGCUCAACGCCGCGCAUCAGAACAAGAUCCUUCACCGCGAUAUCAAACCGGAGAACAUCCUCCUGUGCGCCCCGGGGCCAAAAUCAAAGCAAGGGCUGCGCGAGGUCGCAAAGCUCGUCGACUUCGGCCUCGCCAAGUCCUACGCCCCCUGGGAUGACGAGACCGACAAGGAAGAGCUCCAGAUCACGCUCGUCAAGACCAAGGCUGGCGGCUUCCUCGGCACGCCGCGCUACACGCCCCCGGAACAAGCCGUCGGCGAUCCCGUGGGGCCUUACACCGAUCUCUUCUCGCUCGGGCUCGUGAUCGCCGAGUGGCUCACCGGCGAGCUUCGCCUCAAAGGGGACACGCACGCCGAGUUGAUGCGCAACCUCGUUGGCCCCGACCCGGUCUACGUUGGAGAUUGCCCGCAAGCCUGGAGGGGUUGGCUGCGGCGCAUGCUCGACAAAAACCCAGAAAAUCGCAUUCAGAACGCCAGCCAGGCGAUGAACCAACUCCAGGAGAUGGUCGUCGCCGAGCUCAACGGCAACCGCCGCGCCGGAGAGCUCGCCUUUGACAGCGAGCAAGAAUCCUUCGUCGACGCCUUCAUCAUGCACGAGGAUGGCCCCACGAGCUUUCUGGACGAAGAUGGACCGCUGGAGCUCGAUCUCGACAAGCUCGCGGAAACACAACGCCCCAAGACCGUCAGCUCGCCAGAGAUCCGCACCCUCUACAGCACGCGUCGACUCGUCGAAGCGAGCCGUCGACGCGGACACGACGUCCGCGUCAUCGACCCUUGCCGCUGCUCGAUCCAUCUCGAUCCCUCCGCGCUCGAGGUCACCUUCGAAGGUCGAUCACUGCGCCACAUCGACUGCGUGAUCCCACGCGUCGGCUCGGCCUCGGCCGAUAUGGUCAUCAACCUCCUCAACCAGCUCGAGCGCCUCGGCGUCGUCUGCCUCAACAUCGGCGACGGCGUCCAGCGCUCGCGCGAUAAGUUUCGCUCGCUCCAGGAACUCGCGCUGGCAGGUCUCCCCGUCCCCCGCACCGCCAUGACGCGCCAGAUCGACCAACUCGAUCACUGCGUCGAGUCCGUCGGUGGCCCCCCCGUCAUCAUCAAACUACGCGAGGGCACUCAGGGCGUGGGCGUGAUCAAGGCGGACUCCUCGACCUCGGUCUCCUCGAUCGUUCAGGCGCUCUGGGCGCUCGAGCAACCUGUGCUGGUUCAGGAAUUUAUCGAGGAGAGCGACGGCGAGGACAUCCGCGCCUUCGUCGUCGAUGGCAAGGUCAUCGGCGCGAUGAAACGCAGCGCGAAGGAUGGUGACUUCCGCAGCAACCUCCACCUUGGCGGCGUCGCCGAGCGCGCCACGCUCACGCGCGAGAUGCGCGAUAUCGCCAUCGAGGCCGCAGCGACCUUUGGCCUCAAGGUCGCUGGAGUCGACCUCCUGAUGAGCCAUCGAGGCCCCGUGAUUACCGAGGUCAACCCCUCACCAGGGCUCGAAGGGAUCGAGGGAAUCACCGGCUUCGAUAUCGCGAAAUCAGUGAUCCGCGCCGCAGAAGCGCUCCACGUCAUCAACCAGGACAGAGUCGCGACGAGCUAG
Molecule: messenger RNA, 1977 nt
Organism: Ostreobium quekettii
Lineage: Eukaryota; Viridiplantae; Chlorophyta; Ulvophyceae; Bryopsidales; Ostreobiaceae
Source: the annotation of a GenBank genome assembly